AAAUGUUCGUAUCCAUGUUAUAUCUUUGUUCUUUAUUUCGCGCAUUACCAAAAGUGAACAUUUACAUGCCAAUAAUUUAAGCUGUUUCGGCUAAUAAUGUGAGUUGCAAUAUAUUUCUAACUAAAUAUGGACAAAUAAUUUCUGUUUUUUUUCUUGGAGAAUAAUAUAUAAUUUCUUGCUGAUAAAAAUAAUUCCUUUAUAAUUAAAUUCGAGAGACACCAACAUGGAACAGCUGAUUAAAAUAAUUUUACUUACAUCACUGAUGACCUCACUGUGCCAGACUAAAGCGACUGAAUUCUGCAAAGGAAUAGACAUAGACCAGGUUCAGUUGAACGGACAAACCUGGUGUAUCAAAUACGACAAGCGUUUACGAACAUUUGACAGAGCAAAUGCAGAAUGUAACAAGUUUACCGGCGGGCCGAACAAUUCGCUUCGUGGACAUCUUGUAGAGAUCUUUAGCCAGGAAGACAAUCAUGUUAUUAGAAGUUUUAUACACAAGCAAAAGAAAAAAGAUCCGUUAAGUGGUCCUGAAUUUAGAGCGUUCAUCGGACUUUACCAUAAAAAUAACACAUACAAAUGGGUCAACUCAACUCAGGAGCCAACAUAUUUUGAUGCGGGUGAUCCAAGUUACUCAGGUUCGAGGCUAAAAGUGGACGAAUCUAUGCCAACAGAUGGAAUUAAUAAGGGCAGUGAUUGGCAACCAGAUGGCCCAGUUGUAAUUACUGAAACUGAUUGGAAAAUUUAUGACACAAACUCUACGACUUUUGUCUGUCAAGUUCCCCCCAAUACCUCGAUGAGCAUUGCCUGCACGGAUAAGGAAGAAGGCAGCUCAGGAACACUUUUUGAAGCGACACUUACUAGUCCUGACAUUCUUAACUUCCGUCAACAAGAUCUGUCACAAAACGGAAGAAUAAUCGUAGUUAGAAGAAACGGGCAUGUUAUCCGUGAUAACUUAACGGUAAACAAAGACACAGUAACAGUGAAGGUAAUGUGUGAUAAGUGUAGCCUUGCCGAUGAAGGACGUUAUGUGAUCAAUGUAUCAACUGUAUUUAGGUGGAACAAUUUUGAGGAAACGUGUGAUCUGACGGUUUAUCCUAGGAAGCAAUGCCCGACUGAUCUGAGAGCGACUAACAUUUCCUUUGAAACGGCCACGCUGACCUGGUCUCAAGCAAUCAGUCACGGCAAAACGAUGCGAUACAACAUAGAGCUGCGGUCAAUUCACGGACAACUCGUCAAUAAUUGGACAGUGAAUUCGGCGAGCAAUUCACUCAUCUCACAUCAGAUUAUGUCCCUUGAGUCGGACACGUCCUACCUUGUGUCUGUCUACCCAACGAACAUUUUUGGUGCUUUGAACUGUACACCAGUGAAAUUAAGAACAGACAACAAAAAUAGACUUUCGGAAGUGAACGUCGACCGUUUGGAAACCAGCCUUGCAAACUAUACAUUGGAGAAGCUAACAAACUCUAGCACCGAUUUGUCGUUCGUGGUUAAUUCAAAGGCAGAUGACGUCAUUAACCAGACAAUUAACAGGAAGAUUAUGUCAUCUGGGGUCAGGCUUCUUGUUCAAUUUAUAAGCACAACGUCACAAGCGGUGAAGGCAUCGAAAACAGGUGUAGAUGAGACAAUGUUACAGAAAUUAGCCACAGUGACGGACAUAAGCCUGAAAGCUGAACCAGCCGAGUGGGUCAGCCAUGAUGGUGAACAGACAGCCACUCAGCUAUUGGUCGGGAUGGAAAACAUGGCGAAAGCCGCAAUGAACCGAAAUAUUGAUACAUUUAUUGUGAGGGACUCUUUAGUGAUAAAAAUCAACGAAUCAAACACAGACAUCCGCUUCCCCGAAGAGGAAGACGUGAAGACCACUAGCUCAAGCAUGGGCCACAAUUUCUGGUUGUCUCAGUCCAGGAACAGCUUGUUUCUUCCACAUAAUGCCAUUGCAGGCAGCACUGGACCAAAGAGCUAUUCUGUAAUUGUCUACAACGACAUCGCCAACAAAAUUAAAGUGGAUCCAGACAAGCAGAGAGAGAGUAAUGAAGGGAAGGAACUCUACGAGAAAGAAAUAGUUUCUGACGUUACUUCUUUUUCUAUUAGAGGAUUCAACGGGACUUUUGCCAUACCGCUACAAAUGAAUUUCUCCAUCAAUGCUUCCAAUCACAGAAACCCUUCGUGUGCAUUUCUCGACACAUUAGUCAGUGGUCAAGGCGUCUGGUCAACCAGAGGGUGUCACGUGAUCUACGCUGACCAGGAGCGCGUCACGUGUGGGUUCAACCACACCACCAACUUCGCUGUUUUGAUGAGCCCGUACGCCGCCGUGCAUCAACACAACUACGUCCUUGAUUUAAUCUCCAAGCUAUGUUGUGCCAUCUCCAUCUUUUUUCUGGCAACUACAGUUAUCAUCUACGCCAUUCUAUGGAGAUACGUAAAGAGUGACCGGGCUAUCCUCUACGUCAACUUGUCUGUGUUCCUGGCACUCGGGUAUAUCGUGUUUCUAGUGGGAGUUACCAAGACGGAAAACAAACUGGUGUGUACGAUAAUUGCUGCGGUCCUACACUUCCUGUUUCUUGUUGUGUUUUUCUCCAUGCUGGGUCAAGGUCUUGUCGUCCUCAAAUGCGCCACUUCCGUUACGUCACGUUCUAUUAUUCGUCCUGUGCUAGCUUUAACCUACGCUGGUCCUCUGGUUAUAGUAGCAGUCUCUCUAGGGGUCACACAGGGUCAAGGAUACGGCACGAACGACUACUGCUGGUUGUCCAUUGAGUCUGGUUUGUUUUGGGCAUUUGCCGGACCAGCAUCACUCAUCAUUCUCCUCAACUUUAUUUUCGUGCUGAUUGUUCUCAAAGCAAUGCAGUCGUCACAAUUUAUGUCUAAUAAAAACCUCACGGAGAGAACUAAGUCAGUUGUCCGGUCCAUCUGUAUCUUGUCCCCAAUCCUCGGCCUGUCCUGGGUGUUUGGUGUCUUGUCCAUGACAGACCCCCACGUGAUCUUCCAGUACCUGUUUGCUGUCACUAACGCACUGCAGGGUUUUUUUAUAUUUAUCUUUCAAUGUCUGCUUCAACACCAGGUAAAAGAUGGCUUGAAGUCGAUCAGACGAAGACACAGGGCUCAUAGGUUAGACUCCAGCUUUCUCAACGGAACUUUUUCUGUCACACACCCUUCAACCACCACGACAUCCAAUGGCAAGUCUUUCACAAAUUCUGCAACUACAAGUUAUUGAAAUUUUCGUUUAAAAGACGUUAACAUCACGACCUAUUGAGGAACAACCAAGCUUUGUUGCAAUUGAAAAAUUGAAAAGGCCUGAGAACAUGUAUAACAGCUAGUAAUAAUAAAUUUAUCUUGUAUUUUUUAGAAAAUGUUUGAGUUUAAUUUACUUUUAAAACAUUAUUUUGUUUUUAUUGUUGAUUAAUAGAAAAAGAAAAUUAACUCUACCAAUUGAAUGUUUCUGUAGUUACAUAAUAAUAAAUAUUACAUUACCGUGUUAUGAAUAUAAAAAAAAUGAAUUUUAAUUGUGCGAAAAAUUUAAACAACACAAUAAUUUUUUUUCUAGAUUUUCGGUAAUGGGAAGUGGCUCUUUCCUGUAUCUCAAAAACUUUAUAUUGUGACGACCGUUUUAGUUAGGUUGACCAAAACGCACAUUUUUCAAAUGUGUAUUUUUUUUUAACUUUUGAGCGAUUUCCGGUAACCUUAAGUGUUAGUUAUUCUCAUUCUAUUUUCUAAAAAAACAAAUAUCCCUUCUACCUGACCGAUUUAUCUCAAACGUUUCAUAUAGGUCAAGACUCAAUGGUAAUUUAAAAAAAACAACUAAAAAAACAACAACAAAUGUUACUAUUCUCUUAACACGGCUGUUGUAUAGUAUCAUAAUUAAACAACACACACACACGCACACGCACACACAAACGCAUACACAAACAUAUACAGGCGUGCACAGACAGCUACACACGCACAUAUGAACACAAAUACACAAAAAAGAAACACGUGCAUUAGCACAAACACAAAGCCAGGCAGCAUUUUAUAGUCUGUGUAAAAAAUGAUAUCAAAUAAGAGCGUACUUUUUAUAACAGAAUGCUGAUUUUCAGGUUUUGGUAAUUUCAUUUUCAUUUUAAUUUUUUUA
This is a messenger RNA of Physella acuta, 4102 nucleotides long. Its product is annotated as adhesion G protein-coupled receptor L3. Gene Ontology annotation, molecular function: protein binding; G protein-coupled receptor activity. Lineage: Eukaryota; Metazoa; Mollusca; Gastropoda; Physidae. Gene Ontology annotation, cellular component: plasma membrane. Gene Ontology annotation, biological process: G protein-coupled receptor signaling pathway; cell surface receptor signaling pathway. The record is from RefSeq and is a predicted model, not a curated record.